AUGGCCGGCCGAGGAGAGGAAGAGAAUGAGACGCCGUGCUCUUCGUUCAACAACACGUGGCUUCGAUGUGCCGAGGAAACCACCAUUAAUGGACUCUUGCACGCCGUCCGAUAUCAGAAUCCUCUACGAAAACUUCUUUGGUUCUCGCUUUUCGUGUCGGGGAUGACCCUGACGACGCUCUCGGUGUGGGGAAUCGCGAGCGACUACCUGAGCUACCCGAUCGUGACGACGGUGAGCGUGAGCCCAGAGCCGAGCCUGGAGUUCCCCGCCGUCACCGUCUGCAACAGCAGCCCCGUCGACUGCUACCGCCUCGCCAAGUUCCGGUCGGAGUACCCGCGGCUGUGGCGGCUGAGCGGGUGCCGGGUGCGGUUGGACCGGGGGCUGUUGGACUGGGUCCGGAAACGUCCCAACGCCGACCUCGGCCUUCUUCGUCAGGCUUUGCUCAGUUUUCGAGCGGAGAAGGAAAAGGAGGGGACUCUCAACGAGGUCUUCUAUCAGAUCGGGAUCCGGAACGAGUCCUACUUCUUACCUAAAUCCAGCUCCUCCCUGUGGGAUCUGGUUCAGGGAGACCUUGGUCUUAUCGAUGCCCUCUUUUCCCUACUCUCGGGUGAAUUCUUAUCGGGGAACUUAACGGUUCUCUUAUCUCUCGGGUCUCCUGGUCCUACGGCCACGGAGAAAUUCAAGGAUCUUCUACCUCCUCCGCCGUUUUUUCCCUUCCCAGAGGCGGGAAAAGAGAAACGAUGGACCCAGUUAGAGAACCUCUUAACUUCGGAGCCAAGACAUCUGGACCUCCCCGGGAUGUUUGAGAACUGGAGCGUCGAAGCGUCCAGCGAGUUCAAUCAGAAACGGGAUUUCAUGGUGGAAUUCUUGGGGAUCCCGGAGAAGAUCCAGGAGUUGGUGGUGCAUCGCUGGAAUCACCUCAUCAUAGACUGCAGCUUUAAGGGGCAAAAUUGCUACUCCGAAAAGAACUUCCUGCAGUUCAGGGCAUCGUACUUGGGGGCGUGUUACGCGUUCAACAGUGCCUUCAACCAGCACGAUCCUCUGGCCGGGAAACGGCGAGCCACCGUGGCCGGCGACGAUGAGAUAGUCCGGCUGCCAAGUCCGUAUCGAGACGAGUGCAUCGGAUCGUGGAACGAAACGGAUUUCCUGCCCUUCUACCGGGGAAACCGGCGACCCAACAACGUGACGCCGGACUACGACCUCGUCGUGAGAUUCGUCUGGUCGUUCCACUCGGUCGUGUUGGGAACCGAUGAGAUCGUCAGCGAUGAGGUGUCGAUGUCUUUCAGCAAUGCAACCGGAUGUGCUCAUCGGAAGCAGGCGAUCUGCAACAUCACGCACCUUGGUAUUCCCUUCUCGAACCUCCAGAUUUUCCUUUCUCUUUUCCUAUCGGGGGAGGGAGGGACAUCAUAUGGGAUGGGAAUCUGUGCAGACGAGGAAGGGGAAAGAUGCGAAGGAGGAAGUGACCAGCAGGACAUGUCCAUCUGCCACUGCCACGCUUCUUGCCUGUCCAAGUCGUACCGCAUCACCACGUCCAUAGCCACUUGGCCCUCGACCAAAUACAUGCGCCGCUACGCGCGGAAGGUGAUGGAGCGGCACCUGACCACGGACCUCCCCGACCUCCCCCCUCCCAGCUCCCCCCUCUCGGGUCUGCUGACGGAGGUCGUCCGGCAGAGGAUCCGGGAGGAAUUCCUCCGCCUCGACGUCUCGUUUCAGACCCUGGACCUGCACUCUGUGGCCCAGCAUCCGAGAUACGACUUUAAGAGCCUGGUGAGCACGAUCGGAGGGGCAAUGGGAGUCUACCUCGGCCUCUCCAUCGUGAAUUGCGUGGAGAUCCUAGAGUCCCUCUUCUUCCUCCUCUUCGCGCUUCGCAGUCUCUGCCCGAAGUGGAAGCGUGCGAUCGUCUCUCCUGGGGAUGGGAAGCGUCUGUGA
This is a messenger RNA of Darwinula stevensoni, 1929 nucleotides long. The record is from the annotation of a GenBank genome assembly. Lineage: Eukaryota; Metazoa; Arthropoda; Ostracoda; Podocopida; Darwinulidae.